Molecule: messenger RNA, 2748 nt
Organism: Molossus molossus (Pallas's mastiff bat)
Lineage: Eukaryota; Metazoa; Chordata; Mammalia; Chiroptera; Molossidae
Gene: STAT4
Product: signal transducer and activator of transcription 4
Exons: 23
Coding region: 108-2309 (733 amino acids)
Biological process (GO): regulation of cell population proliferation; defense response; cell surface receptor signaling pathway via JAK-STAT
Molecular function (GO): RNA polymerase II cis-regulatory region sequence-specific DNA binding; DNA-binding transcription factor activity, RNA polymerase II-specific
Source: RefSeq, a predicted model, not a curated record
CAAAUCCCCUGCCGACGACGGCGUCGGCGGCUCGGUCCGGUAACAGUGAAGGGUGACUCUGGCUCUGGACUUGAGCACCGCCUGGGACCUGGGCUGACAGAGCCAGCAUGUCUCAGUGGAAUCAAGUCCAACAGUUAGAAAUCAAAUUUUUGGAGCAAGUAGAUCAAUUCUAUGAUGACAACUUUCCUAUGGAAAUCCGGCAUCUGCUGGCCCAGUGGAUUGAACAUCAGGACUGGGAGGUGGCUUCUAACAAUGAAACCAUGGCAACAAUUCUUCUUCAAAACUUGUUAAUACAACUGGAUGACCAGUUAGGUCGCGUUUCCAAAGAGAAAAACCUGCUCUUGAUUCACAAUCUAAAAAGAAUUAGGAAAGUCCUUCAGGGAAAAUUUCAUGGGAAUCCAAUGCAUGUAGCUGUGGUUAUUUCCAACUGUUUAAGGGAAGAGAGGAGAAUAUUGGCUGCAGCCAACAUGCCUGUUCAGGGACCUCUGGAAAAAUCCUUACAAAGUUCUUCAGUUUCAGAAAGACAGAGGAAUGUGGAGCACAAAGUGGCUGCAAUUAAAAAUAGCGUGCAGAUAACAGAACAAGAUACCAAAUAUUUAGAAGACCUGCAAGAUGAAUUUGACUACAGGUAUAAAACAAUUCAGAUGAUGGAUCAGGGAGACAAGAACAAUGCGGUAAUGAGUCAAGAAGUUUUGACUCUGCAAGAAAUGCUCAACAGCCUUAACUUCAAGAGAAAGGAAGCCCUCAGUAAGAUGACACAGAUAGUAAAUGAAACGGACUUGUUAAUGACCAGCAUGCUACUAGAAGAGUUACAAGACUGGAAGAGGCGGCAGCAAGUUGCUUGCAUCGGUGGUCCACUCCAUAAUGGGCUGGACCAGCUUCAAAACUGCUUUACACUAUUGGCAGAAAGUCUGUUCCAACUCAAAAGACAAUUGGAGAAAUUAGAGGAGCAAUCUACCAAAAUGACAUAUGAAGGUGAUCCCAUCCCGAUGCAAAGACCACAUCUGCUAGAAAGAGUUACCUUCUUGAUCUACAACAUUUUUAAGAACUCAUUUGUGGUUGAACGGCAGCCGUGUAUGCCAACCCACCCUCAGAGACCAAUGGUACUUAAAACUCUCAUUCAGUUCACUGUAAAGCUAAGGCUACUAAUAAAAUUGCCAGAACUAAACUAUCAGGUAAAGGUGAAAGCAUCAAUUGACAAGAAUGUUUCAACUCUAAGUAAUCGAAGAUUUGUCCUUUGUGGAACUCAUGUCAAAGCCAUGUCCAUUGAAGAAUCUUCCAAUGGGAGUCUCUCUGUGGAAUUUCGACAUUUGGGCUGUCACAUGGUGACUGAAGAACUUCAUUCCAUAACCUUUGAAGCACAGAUCUGUCUCUAUGGCCUGACUAUAGAUUUGGAGACCAGCUCAUUACCUGUGGUGAUAAUUUCCAAUGUCAGUCAGUUACCUAAUGCUUGGGCAUCCAUCAUUUGGUACAAUGUGUCAACCAAUGAUUCCCAGAACUUGGUUUUCUUUAAUAAUCCUCCAUCUGCCACUUUGAGUCAACUCCUGGAAGUGAUGAGCUGGCAGUUUUCAUCAUAUGUCGGCCGUGGCCUUAACUCAGAUCAACUCAACAUGCUGGCAGAGAAGCUUACAGUCCAAUCUAGCUUCAGUGAUGGUCAUCUCACCUGGUCCAAGUUCUGCAAGGAACACUUACCUGGUAAAUCAUUUACCUUUUGGACAUGGCUUGAAGCAAUAUUAGAUCUAAUUAAAAAACACAUUCUUCCCCUUUGGAUUGAUGGGUAUGUCAUGGGCUUUGUUAGCAAAGAGAAGGAAAGACUCUUGCUGAAGGAUAAAAUGCCUGGGACCUUUUUGUUAAGAUUCAGUGAAAGCCACCUUGGAGGAAUAACUUUCACCUGGGUGGACCACUCUGAAAACGGAGAAGUGAGAUUCCACUCUGUAGAGCCCUACAAUAAAGGCCGGUUGUCUGCUCUGCCAUUCGCUGACAUCCUUCGAGACUACAAGGUUAUUAUGGCUGAAAACAUUCCUGAAAACCCUCUGAAGUACCUAUAUCCUGACAUUCCCAAAGACAAAGCCUUCAGUAAACACUACAGCUCCCAGCCAAGUGAAGUUUCAAGACCAACAGAAAGGGGAGACAAAGGUUAUGUUCCUUCUGUUUUUAUCCCCAUCUCAACAAUCCGCAGUGAUUCAUCUGAGCCACAAUCUCCAUCAGACCUUCUUCCCAUGUCUCCAAGUGUAUAUGCAGUGCUGAGAGAGAACCUGAGUCCCACAACCAUUGAAACGGCAAUGAAGUCUCCAUAUUCUGCUGAAUGACAGGAUAAACUCUUGACACUCAAAAGAAGGAAGGAAAUGAAAAACUUUAAAGACUGGUCUUUGCCAACAAUCACGUCUUAUUUCUUCAGCUUUGUAUAUACCCACGCAGCUGAAGUCUGAAGCUCUCCUGAGGGCCGGACGGCCCCAGCUGGGAGUGUUGUGAUUAAAUGCCAGAAACCAAAGCUUCAGAGAAACUUGCAAGAUAAGACACUUUAAAAAACCAAGUGUUACUAUAGUAUUAACUAAAGACUCGUUUGUUUGUAUUUGUUUCAUUUCUGAUUUUGUUUCUCCUGUGUUACUUAUGAUUUUGGCUCUAGAGGGUUCAAGUGUUAAGAUUUCAGAAUAGGUCAAGAAAAACAAAGUCACACUACAUUACUCAAAAACCAGCAGGAGUACCUGAAGCCAAAUAAGCCAGUGUCCUGGGUUCCCGCAGGUAAGA